Taeniopygia guttata (zebra finch) is the source of this 4594-nucleotide messenger RNA. It is a transcript of the gene KIF3A, whose product is annotated as kinesin family member 3A. Gene Ontology annotation, molecular function: microtubule binding; ATP binding; microtubule motor activity. Lineage: Eukaryota; Metazoa; Chordata; Aves; Passeriformes; Estrildidae. Gene Ontology annotation, cellular component: microtubule. The record is from RefSeq and is a predicted model, not a curated record. Gene Ontology annotation, biological process: microtubule-based movement; mitotic cell cycle.
GGCUGGGCGCGGGGCGGGCCGGCGCAGGCGCGGUGCUGUCAUUGUUCCGCGGUGCCGCCGCCGGGCCCGCGCUGCCGCGGCCGCCAUCGCUGUCGCCAUGCCGAUUAACAAGCCUGAGAAGCCGGACAAGCCGGAAAGCUGUGACAAUGUCAAGGUGGUUGUGCGCUGCCGGCCUCUCAAUGACCGGGAGAAAGCGACGGGCUACAAAAUGGCAGUGAAUGUGGAUGAGAUGAGGGGAACUAUAACUGUCCAUAAAACAGACUCGUCCAACGAGCCUCCGAAGACAUUCACGUUUGACACGGUGUUUGGACCAGAGAGUAAACAGCUGGAUGUUUAUAAUUUAACAGCAAGACCUAUUAUAGAUUCUGUUCUAGAGGGAUACAAUGGUACUAUUUUUGCAUAUGGACAGACUGGAACGGGCAAAACCUUCACCAUGGAAGGGGUCCGAGCAGUUCCUGAGCUCAGAGGCAUCAUUCCCAAUUCUUUUGCCCAUAUAUUUGGUCACAUUGCCAAGGCAGAGGGAGAUACAAGGUUUUUAGUUCGUGUCUCUUACCUGGAAAUUUACAAUGAGGAAGUGCGGGACCUGCUGGGAAAGGACCAGACGCAGAGGUUAGAGGUGAAAGAGAGACCUGAUGUGGGAGUUUAUAUCAAAGACCUUUCAGCUUAUGUUGUAAACAAUGCAGAUGAUAUGGACAGAAUCAUGACUCUGGGCCACAAGAACCGUUCUGUUGGUGCCACAAACAUGAACGAGCACAGCUCUCGCUCGCACGCCAUCUUCACUAUCACCAUUGAGUGCAGUGAGAAGGGCGUAGAUGGCAACAUGCACGUGCGCAUGGGCAAGCUGCACCUCGUUGAUCUUGCUGGCUCUGAAAGACAGACAAAAACUGGAGCCACAGGGCAGAGACUGAAGGAAGCCACUAAGAUCAAUCUCUCUCUCUCCACACUGGGCAAUGUUAUCUCUGCACUGGUGGAUGGCAAGAGCACCCACGUGCCCUACCGUAACUCCAAACUCACACGGCUGCUGCAGGACUCCCUGGGGGGCAACUCCAAAACCAUGAUGUGUGCAAACAUCGGACCAGCAGACUACAACUACGAUGAGACCAUCAGCACUCUCAGGUAUGCAAACAGAGCCAAGAACAUAAAGAACAAGGCCAGGAUUAAUGAGGAUCCCAAGGAUGCUAUGCUCCGCCAGUUCCAAAAAGAAAUUGAAGAGCUUAAGAAAAAGCUGGAAGAAGGGGAAGAGAUCUCUGGUUCUGAAACCAGCGAUUCCGAAGAGGAGGAUGAAGAUGGGGAGAUUGGAGAGGAGAAGCGGAAGAAACGGCGGGGCAGUAGCAGCAGCAGUAGUUCAGACUCCACAUGCUCUGUCAUAGAGAAACCUCUGGAUAAGUCCUUCACUAAUCAAGCAGGCAAAAAGAAAGUUUCCCCUGAUAAGAUGGUAGAGAUGCAAGCCAAGAUUGAAGAGGAGAGAAAAGCUCUUGAAACUAAGCUUGAUAUGGAAGAAGAAGAGAGAAAUAAAGCCAGAGCUGAACUGGAGAAGAGAGAAAAAGACUUGCUCAAAGCUCAGCAAGAGCACCAGUCCCUGUUGGAGAAAUUGUCUGCAUUAGAGAAAAAGGUGAUUGUGGGAGGAGUGGACUUGCUGGCAAAAGCAGAGGAGCAAGAGAAGCUUUUAGAAGAAUCAAACAUGGAACUGGAGGAACGAAGGAAGAGAGCAGAGCAGCUUCGCAAGGAGCUUGAGGAGAAGGAGCAAGAACGCUUGGACAUCGAGGAGAAGUACACCAACCUCCAGGAGGAAGCACAGGGCAAAACCAAAAAACUGAAGAAAGUUUGGACCAUGCUUAUGGCUGCAAAGUCAGAGAUGGCAGAUCUACAGCAAGAGCAUCAGAGAGAGAUCGAAGGGUUGCUGGAAAACAUUCGGCAGCUGAGCAGGGAGCUUCGCCUUCAGAUUCUCAUCAUAGACAACUUCAUUCCUCAGGACUACCAGGAAAUGAUUGAGAACUACGUUCACUGGAACGAAGACAUAGGAGAGUGGCAGCUGAAAUGCGUUGCAUAUACAGGAAACAAUAUGAGGAAACAGACGCCUGUUCUGGAUAAAAAAGAGAAAGAUCCCUUUGAAGUGGACCUUUCCCAUGUUUACUUAGCUUACACUGAAGAAAGCUUGAGGCAAUCUCUGAUGAAGCUGGAGAGGCCAAGGACUUCAAAAGGAAGAUCCAGGCCCAAGACUGGUAGAAGAAAACGUUCAGCCAAGCCAGGAGCUGUCAUUGAUUCCCUGCUGCAGUAGUGUGACCUGGUCAGAAUUCCUGUAAAAAUCAGUGAGUGUAUAAGGUUUGGCCAGAAUAUGGAAUUCAAGAGAUGGCACAGUUUGACAUGGCUAUAAUUUUUUUAUUUUUAAAAAAUGUAUUUUUCCUUAGUUGCCUGUAUAUUGUAUGUUAUAUUAACAUAAUAUUAAACUGGUAUGUAUGAUUGAUGGUUGUGAAAUUCCGUGUAUUAAAUGUGUUGUGCAGGGAAACUUGUUGGUAAUCCUUGUUGAAAUGUAUAGAAAAUAGGGUUCUAGAUGUGUGUUUAAGUGCUAGAUGUGUUAGUUCAAAACAGUUAAUGAAAUCCUGAAAUUAAGGCUGGUAAAUCUGACUUAUGCCCUGCUUUGCACAUAACUGGCAGCUUUCACUGUUGUCCUCUGUUGCACUGAUGUGUGUUUGAAUGUAGUUGCUGCAAACCUUUAAGAGCAUCAAUCUUUUUAUUUAAUGGUCCUCACCGUGGCUGUUAACACACUGUUAUGUGUUGAAUACACAGUCUUUUUUUUUCUUAUUGCUGUCUUCCUGUAUAGAGAAAGUAGCUGGGUAGGAAAAACGUGAACCACAAAAGUCUUGAGAUUUCUGAAAAGGGACCACGGGUGUCUAAUAGUUCUUUUAUUUUUAUCAGUUUGAUUGUGAUCUGCUGGCACUGUGGAGAAUGAGACCUUGGAUAUUAAGGCAGAAGAGAGCUUUUUUCCUUCAGUUAAGGCUGUGUUACUUUGGUAGCUUUUUAUGCUUCAGGGCUGGUACUUUUGUGUGAGUAGUUUUGUAAUCUGAACAGCUGAGAUCAUCUAAGGAGGAUGCUGUAACACCAGGACUUGGUGUCAGCCAUGGGGCUGUGAGCACCGUGGCUCUGUUUCCUCAUCCCUGGCUACAAGGCACUGGGCCACUGCUCUACACUGAGCAUAAAUUUGAUUCUCCUUUAGUAGAACAGAAUUAAUUUUUCCUAGAACAAUAUACCCUGACAUAGCUGGUGCUGCGUUCCUGUGUAUACUGUGUGCAUCUCUGGCUAUGCUCUGAUGAGAGGAAAACAUUUUUGGUCUCUGAUAAUAACCAUUUAUUUGUGAUGGCUGCUCUUUUUAUUUGAUAUUUAUGCUGCUAAAAUCCAGACUGAAAAUGGCUUAAAUGCUGCUUAAAGUCUUCCAGUUCUGAGUCCAAGCAGAUAGAUGCAUAGCUGUGGCCUGUCCUGGUUCUCAGAACCAGGGAUAACUUCUGUUUCCUUUUUGUAUUGUAUCUUGUGCUAACAUUUAUUGAAUGAUCUGGUUUAGCAGGAGUUAAACCAGAGCUGUGCUUUCAGAAAUACCAUUGAAAAUCCUUUUACCUGACAGGUAUCAGUCACUCCAAGCUGUGAACCAUGGCACUCCAUUUAAAAUACCGAAAUAUUUAAAAUACUUCAAACAUAAAGGCAUAUGAUUUACAAUUAACAUACUAGUUCUGCUGCUGAAAACCUUGGUACUCUGCAUGUUUAAGUGAGCUUUGGAGCAGGGGUAAACAAUAAGUAAUUGCUUGCACACCUUUAAUUGGCCGAUUGGAGAAACCUGUUAUCUCCUGUUACAGAGGCUUGGAGGACAAAUUAUUUGCCCUGUAAGAGGAUUUUAAAUAAAGUGGAGCACUCUCAUGGUCAUGUGCCCUGUCAGUCGGGCUCACCUGUUAAGUGGUGUAUUUUGCUGAAGUUCUGGGAAGUUUCUUGUAAAACCAGGGAGUUUGGUUUGUGGAUUUACCACAUGGGCCCUCUCUAUAGCCCUGCCCAUCUGUGAAUGUCUAAUGGGCCCAUAAUGUGUUUUAAUAAGGAAAGGAUUUGAUUUAUAUGGACUUUUAGGAGCUUAAUACAGCCUUUCUUGUUGCAGGUCAGUAUGUGCUCUAUGGUAUUUAUCAAGACUCAUUUUACAUAACAUAGGCUGUGUGUGCUCAUCUUUGCAUUUGCUAAUAGAAGAUUCUCCUCAUUCCAGAACAUUGACCUUAACAAUGAGAUUUUUGCUUAAUCUUGUGUAAAUGAAUUAUUUAAUAUUUAACUUGUUCCUAAUCCUUUAAGAGGAGGGGAAAUGGUCCUUAGUGCCUUUUACUGAGUACACUGUCUGCACAUGUCCAGCUUUCACCUUUCUCCACAGCUCUGCUUAGCCAGGCCUGCAUAGAGGGAAAAACUGCUAGUCUGUAUGAUUUGCCUUUCUGUUUAUUGGUUUUUAAACUCUGUUUAUUUCUGACUAUUUCUUGUUUUAUUAAAGCUAAUUCAUUAUACUGUAUAUAUCAAUAUUGUGUCCCUGGAGCAUGUUCUUACCAUGAAAUAAAAUUCUUGAUUCUUAAUUCCA